Oldenlandia corymbosa var. corymbosa is the source of this 2922-nucleotide messenger RNA. NCBI's taxonomy places the organism in Eukaryota, Viridiplantae, Streptophyta, Magnoliopsida, Gentianales, Rubiaceae. The record is from the annotation of a GenBank genome assembly.
AUGAUGUCGUCUUUCGAGUUGAAAGAUUUUGGUUGUACAAUCAACGAGGUGGCAGAGAUGGUAUCCCGCCUGCACGAGAUCUCAGAGGUAGAUGGAGUUGGGUCGGAGAAGCUGGAACUGAUGAUAAUAGAGCUGAAGUUUCUGCAUGUUUUUGCUGGUUACGCUCAUGAGUGGAAUCUCUAUAUUGAUGCUAAAAAAAUGGAUGACUACCUGUUGAUCAAACUUGAACAAUUAAACAGUGUUUCGCAUGCUUUCAUCCACGCAUGCACUCAACAAGAACAUCACGACUGGGAUCCUUUCGCUUCCGAGUUACUUCAAGAGAUUAAUGUUCUCAAGGCCGAGGUCGAGGCUGCUUACCAACCCGGCUCCACUUUCUCUUCUUUGUGCACCACCACCCAAGAAGGAUCAUUUUCAGAUCAUGAUUUGGAAAACCUUCUUGAUUUUGUAACAUUGAUUUUCAAAUAUCUGUUGGAUUAUCCUCUGAUGAAACAAAUGAAGGCUCUGAAAUGGAGAGGGGAUUUUGUGGGCUCGCUUAAUUCAUUCCCUGGUGAUUCACCUUGGUGGGAUAAAAUGCGUCCUCUGGGUGAAAGCAUCCUGAUUCAGACUGCUCGUCUUUGUUGCGUUUGCUGGUACAAUUUAGCCACGGAUCAAAUUUUGGAACAAAACGUCCCGAUCGAUCUAGCCACUCCAAGGUUCCUAGCCUUCACUCUCCGAUUCCUCCCAUGCUACGAUAAGACAGGAGGCUUCGAUGAGACGGGUUCUGAAAAAUCAAUUUCAGAUUUUCUUUCUUACAUGCUCAGUUUGGAAGACCAAACAGAAAUUCUGCACAAAGAAUUGGUGUUCCUGCUCACCUGUCUCACCAGGAUCCCAGAGUUGGAAAACGUCAUGGAUGAUGUGCAGAAGAUAAUCUCAGGUAUUAAAUAUGUGGUCAUGGAGGCCAAAAGUCUACCGGCUGAAACCUCGAAAACACAUAAAGCUCAAUUAGCAAGUUUGUUUGGAAAUAUUUGGUCUGUUAAGGCAGAGAUCUUCAUCAGUGGGGCAACCUUUCGCAGGCUUUUUAUGACCGACCAUGAACCCCUGGCCGCAAGUUGUAUGGAAGACCGCAUCAUGAACCUUCUCGAAGAGAAUAAAAUCUCGGAAUGCCAACCUUUUCAGCACGACACCGAUGGAUAUCUGCAACGGCUUUUUCCUGUCCGCGGUGCCAAGGGUUCAACGGAAGACAUCAUCGGACCCCUUCUUGACAAGUGUAUGUAUCUGCAAACCAUUUUCUCUGUAAGCGGUCACAUGGACGCCUUGCGUUGGGGAUGCAGUUUCCUGAAAGAGAAUCUUUCUCCAUCAGGCGCAGCUUUGGUAGAAGAUCAUAUCUGGGACGCCAUUGAAGGGGCAUUUCAUCACUUUCAAUCUCUCUAUCAGUCCUCCACUAAUGAGAUGCCCUCUAUUCAGGUCAACUCAUUACCUUACCAGCCUCUAGAAGGGAUACUAAGUAAUGCAAAUAAGCUUCUCUUGGACUUGAUAGAAAAGGGUCCAAAUCCGAUGCUCUCCCAGAACCAGGAUAUCAGAACUCUCCAGGAGGACCUUCUUUUCUUAAGAGAUGUGAUGACUAUUCACACAAGAAAAGAGACUACGGACUGGGAGAAGCUGCUCCGGACAGAUACUAUAGAAGUUCUCUUAGGAGUAAUUUCUCUUCAUGGUGCGAUUCAAAUGGCCAAAUUACAUAACCCCGAUACAGAAGAAGACGCUGGAGGAAUGGAUUUCAGGAUUCUUGAGCUGUUAAAUAAAGUUCAGUCAUGGACUCUAAAGCUUAGAGGGGUUUACGGUCAAAUCCCAAAGUUUAAUCACCCCAGGACUGCCGGAUUGUAUUUUCUCAAAUUCCUCCUACAAAAAUUAAGAGACCUGCUAAACAUGGAGCAUGGAAUGAUUGAAUCUGCCAUACUUCUAGUGAAAUCCAUUAGCAGGGAUUUGGAGUUCAUAAUCUCUGAAUUUGAGGAUGUUUUCAAACAGGACGUUUGGACAGAGGGAUUCAAAGAUUUUCAUACACGCCUUAGUGAUGCUGCACAUCUGGCCGAAUACAUUGUCGACUCCAUGGUGGUUGGAGAUGCUACGAGGCAAAUGUUGGUGGUGCUUCAUUAUGCGGCAAAAGAGAUCAAACAAGCUAAGCUACAGCUCAAUGAUUUUCAUCGCGACGACAUUCCCCGGAACUUGAUGCCUGUUGAGUUGCAGUCUACCAGCACCACCACACUGCAGGAAGCUAUGAUUGGCCUUGAUGAUGCCAAAGUGCAGAUACUCAAUCGAGUCCUUGGAGGCGGCGCAAAGCGAGAGAUUGUCUCGAUUGUUGGAGUGGGAGGGAUCGGCAAGAGCACUUUGGCCAAUCAUGUUUUUUGCAGUCCCAGUGCUGCUUACCAUUUUGACAUCCGUGCACAAUGCCAUGUUUCUCAAACUUAUAACACAAGAGAUUUGUUGCUUGAUAUCUUGAGCGGCAUCAUCACCAUCAAUGACAGCAUACAUGCAUUGACCAACGCUGAUUUGGAAGAGAAGCUGCGUAAAGCAUUGAAGCAAAAAAGGUAUCUCAUCCUUAUGGAUGAUGUGUGGGAUACAGGCGCAUGGGAUGCUUUGCACAAAUCAUUCCCGGACGACUCUAAAGGUAGCAGGAUUUUAAUCACGAGUCGUCUUCAGAAUUUGGUCUCAAAAAUUUGUAGUGAUCAUCAUCAUCUUCUUCGUCCACUCUCUGAGGAGGAAAGUUGGAAGUUGCUCAAGUUAAAGAUAUUUGGGAAAGAAGAAGAAUGUCCUGAAGAACUGUUGGAAAUUGGAAAGGAGAUUGCCGCUCGCGAUUGGUGCAAUAGCUGGUGUUCUUCACAGGUCUUGUGGAAGGAGCCAACAGUUGUGGAAACAAACUGCGGAAAGCGUGAGCUUGGAGAUAGUUAA